ACACGACGCACGCCACCGGGCCAGCUUCCGGCUGUCAGCAGCAGGGCGCGGGCACGCGGGCGGUGGGUUUCUGAAUGGGCGGAGCAACUUUUCCUCACUUCCGCUUUCCUCUGCUGCCAGCUGUCCUACAUCGCUGAAGAUGAGAACGGGAAGAUUGUGGGCUACGUCCUGGCUAAAAUGGAAGAGGACCCGGAUGACGUACCCCACGGACACAUCACCUCACUGGCUGUGAAGCGCUCCCACAGGCGCCUAGGCCUGGCUCAGAAGCUCAUGGACCAGGCUUCGCGAGCCAUGAUCGAGAACUUCAAUGCCAAAUACGUCUCCCUGCACGUCAGGAAGAGUAACCGGGCUGCCCUGCACCUCUACUCCAACACCCUCAACUUUCAGAUCAGUGAAGUGGAGCCCAAGUACUAUGCAGACGGGGAAGAUGCCUACGCCAUGAAGCGGGACCUCACCCAGAUGGCCGACGAGCUGAGGCGGCACCUGGAGCUAAAGGACAAGAGCAGGCACGUCGUGUUGGGUGCCAUUGAGAACAAGGCAGAGGGGAAAGGUGCCCCACUGCCGGGCCCAGGGGAGGCCUGCCGGGAGGAGAAGGCCUUGGCCGCCGAAGACAGCGGUGGGGACAGCAAGGACCUCAGCGAGGUCAGUGAGACCACAGAGAGCACGGAUGUCAAAGACAGCUCAGAGGCCUCCGACUCGGCUUCCUAGAGCCUGCGCCAUCCGCCUCAGCCCUUGGGCUGUCCCAAUAAAGCUCAGCGCGUG
Fukomys damarensis (Damara mole-rat) is the source of this 762-nucleotide messenger RNA. RefSeq names its product N-alpha-acetyltransferase 10, NatA catalytic subunit (gene Naa10). NCBI's taxonomy places the organism in Eukaryota, Metazoa, Chordata, Mammalia, Rodentia, Bathyergidae. Gene Ontology annotation, cellular component: NatA complex. Gene Ontology annotation, molecular function: protein N-terminal-serine acetyltransferase activity; protein-N-terminal-glutamate acetyltransferase activity. Gene Ontology annotation, biological process: N-terminal peptidyl-glutamic acid acetylation. The record is from RefSeq and is a predicted model, not a curated record. The transcript has 6 exons. The annotation marks the transcript as partial.